CUGCACCGCUCCCUCAAGAGCCGGCAUGUCCAAAUGAUCGCAAUCGGCGGCGUCAUCGGCACUGGUCUGUUCAUCGGCACCGCGACCAACCUGCAGAAUGCGGGGCCUGCUGGCCUGCUCCUCUCGUACGUGCUGAUGGCGACGCUGCUGUACUCUGUCAUGGUAGCCCUCGGCGAGAUGAUCUCGGCGUUUCCCAUCCCCGGCGCGCAGCUCGCGCUCGCCGGCCGCUUCUUCGCGCCCGAAGUCGGCUUCGCCAUCGGCUGGCUCUACUGGUACUGCUACAUCAUCCUCCUCCCCGCCGAGCUCUCUGCCGCCGCGGUAAUAAUCACAUACUGGACGCCGGCGGGCGCCGACCCCACCUGCCGCGCCGGGGUAUGCAGCAACGCGCUGUGGGUGAGCAUCAUGCUUGCCGUUGUGAUCCUCGCGAACGUGGUGGGCUCGACGCGCGUCUUCGGCGAGAUCGAGUUCUGGGCCGCGUCGAUCAAGGUCAUCACCAUCAUCGGGCUCAUCAUAAUCUCCGUCGUCAUCACCUCCGGCGGCGGGCCCACCGGCGCCCCCAUCGGCUUCCGGUACUGGCACGAAACGGGCGGGUUUGUGCAGUACAAAGACAUACCGGGCGCGUGGGGCCGUUUCCUCGGCUUCUUCUCCGUGCUCAUCUCCGCCGCCUUCGCAUUCAUCGGGACGGAGAUCACGGCCGUCGCCGCGGCCGAAGCGGGGAACCCGGCGCGCACGGUGCCGCGCGCAAUCCGCAGCGUCUGGCUCCGCCUCGCCCUCUUCUACGUCGCCAGCGCCUUCCUCAUCGGCCUCCUCGUGUCACCCUCCAACCCCGACUUGAACCUCGGCAGCACGGCCGCCAAGUCGCCCUUCGUGAUCGCGAUCAAGGGCGCGGGCAUCCGCGUCCUCCCGAGCGUCAUCAACGCCGCGCUGCUCAGCAGCGCGUGGAGCGCCGCCAUCGCCGACCUCUACAUCUCCUCGCGCACGCUCUAUGGGCUGUACACGCGCGGCGCGGCGCGCGGCGCCUGGCUCGGCCGCACGCGCCGCGACGGCUUGCCGUGGGUGUGCGUGCUCCUCUGCGCGCUGUUUACGCCGCUCGCGUACUUUGCCGCGGCGCCCAGCCGGAGCGCGGGGCAAGCGUUCGGAUACUUCGCAUCCAUGUGUGCCGUGUGCGGCAUGUUGUCGUGGAGCGUCAUAUUGCUGACUUCUAUCCGGUGGCAUUAUGGCUUGCGCGCACGCGGGAUCGACCGCAACUCCCUGCCGUACACCGCUCCGUUCCAGCCGUACCUCUCGUACUAUGGCCUCGCGCUCAGCGGUAUCGUCAUCGUCUUCUCGGGCUUCACGGCCUUUAUCCACCGCUUCGAUACGAGUGCUUUCAUUACUACGUACUUUGGCAUCCCGUUCUUCGCCGUCCUCCUCGUCGGAUACAAGGUGUGGAACAAGACC
Messenger RNA from Cutaneotrichosporon oleaginosum, 1440 nucleotides. Lineage: Eukaryota; Fungi; Basidiomycota; Tremellomycetes; Trichosporonales; Trichosporonaceae. The record is from RefSeq and is a predicted model, not a curated record.